AUGAACGAAUCACUCUCUGCCGUUUCUUUGCGCUCUGAAUCUACGAUGAGUCAUGUCUCCAACUCCUCUCUCUCCUCACCACGCAUUGAAUGUAGAAGAAUUAAGACAUUCAAUAGAAGUUAUACUCCCAAGCAGGCAAAGAAGGUUCUUGGAACGAGCCUAUCACCCACUUUUCCCCUCUCACCCAAACCAUCCAAACAAAGGAAUUCAACACCAAGUAUUGAGGCUCAUGAAGGUCGGGAUAAAAAGGAGGACUCACUUCAAGAAAUACCAUCAUCUCCGCAAUCAGCACCGGUCCAAAUAGAAACACCACCCUUAUACAUCAUACCAAGGGACGAUCGUAAGAAAAUUUCAGUGAAUCUUGAAAAAAACUUUAUCCGAUUUUCUACUCCUGGAACAUGCAAUCAUACAAGUGUGAUGGUGAAUAACGGCUGCGAUUUGAGGUCCAACCAAGACAAUGUUUUUUACUUCGAGGUUCAAAUCAUUAGAUGUAUCAAGAAUAUUUCUUUAGCAAUAGGAUUCAGUAGUAAGGAUGGAUACUAUCAUGGGUUUCCUGGUUUUGAUGAAAUAUCAUUUGCCUACCAUGGCGAUUCAGGUUCUAUUGUACACGACUCUAAAUAUAUUGAAAUUCAAAAGCCCUUUUCAGCAUCGGAUACUAUUGGAGCUGGAAUCAUUCUUCCUCAGAGACAUUUAUUCUUUACCCUUAAUGGGUCUUUACUGGGAAAGUUUUAUGAUUUAUCAUCACUGGAAGAAGUUAUUACAAGUAAGGAAGAAGCCAAAUUAACAGAAGCCUCUGACAUUACACACAUUGAACGAACCAAAGUGAAAUAUAUUUACUCGGAGGGAGUUGGAAUCAUUAGAGCAAGUUGGAAAGAAGGACCAACGUCUUCGCUCGAAACCGCCGAUGAUGGACUUCCUAUUGAGGCAACAAGAGAACUAAUUAUCAGGGAAAAGAGAGACCAAGUAAUUGAUCAACAAACUAUUAAUUCAUAUUUAUCUCAAAAUAAUGAGCGGGAGGUAAUUAUGGAACCUGAGCAUGAGGAUCCAUUUGUGCUCUAUCCCGUCAUUGGCUUCAAUGCUCCAUGUACGGUGGAGGUGAACAUUGGUCAGGUACCUUUUACCUUUGAUCUGAUAUCUUUGAACAAAUCUGAGCCAGUUCCAGUACGAGCAGAAGUAAUUGGCACGAGUUUUGGAUUUGACGACAUGGCACUGUCUCCCUCUGGCGGAAGCCACAACACUGUUUUUGACCAAAUUGUUGAAUGCAUUCAAACCCAAAAUAUAGAACUACUUAAACAAAAACUUGAAGAAUGGAAUACUGUAAAUCAAACAUUAGAUAAGGGAAGAAGCCUGCUUCAUGUAGCCUGUGGCUUGCAGCCAGAGUCAGAAACGAUCUUUAAAGAACUUAUCAAAGCUCUCAUUGAAAAAGGGCUUGAUGUCAAUGCAUAUUCUAGUCAUCUCGGAACACCUCUCCAUGUAGCUUGUAAGCAUGGAAAUAUGACGGCUGUUUCUGCUCUAUUAGAGUCGCCAAAUAUUGAUAUUAACAUUACCCACAAGAAAAAAAGAGCGUGUGAUUACGCUUAUCACAUUCCUGAAAUAAGAUAUGUCGCUAAAAUGGAAGAUGAAAUAUCAAAAAGAAUUGCUAUUGUCAAAAAACUGAGAGAAAUGGGAUCAGAAAUGAAUCUCCACACUGCUGUGUUUUGCGGAGAUUUCGACAAAGUGAAAAACUGCAUUGAGGUUGAUAAAGAUUAUGUCGAUUGGCAAGAUGAAUUCUAUAGAACAUCGUUACAUAUUGCCUGUGCAAUGGGAUACUUGGAUAUUGCUGAAUUUUUGCUUCAAAAUGGUGCUUGCUCUAACUUUGGAAAUUUUGUGCCUCCACCAUUACUUAUAGCAGCAGAGUGCCUUAAUCCUGAAAUGGUCACAAUUCUUUGUCAUCACAGAGCUGAAUUUAAUAUUUUUACAGAAGGAGAAGACAGGCACAUUUUGGAGCAUCUAUUAGAGAAAUUUGAUAGGUUUGAGGAGCCAACAAAAGAAGAUUUGUUCUACAGAACAAUAGAGGCUCUCUGUGCCGCUGGCUCAGAUCCUUGCCUCGUGAAAGGUUCUUCUACAGGAUCAUACAAGGAUCACAGAUGUGCUAUGUUAAUUGCUCUUGAUAGGCUUAACCUUAAACUUUUUGCUCUUUUCGCAAAAUAUUCAAAGAAUGUAAUUAGGAUUAGAGGAGAGUACGACGAAAGUCUUUUACAUUUAAUUUGUAAUUGUAUUUACUACAACGAAGAAGAAGAAAGAAUUUUGUAUGAAAUGGCAUUGAUUUUGGUCAAAGAUCUCUGUGUAGACAUUACUGCAAAAGAUGAGCACGGAAAUACAUGUGUACACUUGGCAGCAGGAUCUGGAAUGUCAAAUAUCAUCAAGCUCUUGCUGUUGUACGGAGCUGAAAUUGAUGCUACUAAUUAUGAUGGAUAUCCUCCUUUGUUUUUGGCUAUUAUUAACAAGCAGCUCAGAAGUGCUAAAUAUCUAAUCAAGAGAGGUGCAUUUGCAAGUUAUCAAACAAGUAAGGGACAAACCAUUCUUCAUGUUCUUUUUGAUGUGAAGGGUAAAAAGAAAGCGCUGUACUUGUGCGAACUUAACAAUGAAGAAAUUGGUUAUUUGGCCGAAUUCUGCGUGAACAUACUAGGAGUCAAUGAAAAUCUGAGAGAUCACGCCCAAAAAACCGCUAGAGACUACGCCAUCGAAAACGGCCUUUCAAAGUUUUUCCCCAUCUCAUAUAAAUACAAUUUCAAAUAA
Messenger RNA from Naegleria fowleri, 2778 nucleotides. RefSeq lists its product as uncharacterized. The coding region runs from base 1 to 2778 and encodes 925 amino acids. Gene Ontology annotation, molecular function: protein binding. The transcript is spliced from 4 exons. NCBI's taxonomy places the organism in Eukaryota, Heterolobosea, Eutetramitea, Acrasida, Naegleriidae. The record is from RefSeq and is a predicted model, not a curated record.